GAACAACCCAUCCCCCCUAGUAAUAGUUUCGCUCCCAAGUCUUCUUUUCUUUUGUUUGUCAUAAUUUAUAAAAAGCCAAAUGAAACAGUUCAUUCGCCGUCUCUCCCGCGUUGCCGAUACUUCCUCCGAAUACAGAUUCCUCCUUUCCAACCGCACCACUGCCACACGUGGAUCCGAGUCAUUCCGCAUCGACGUAUCCUCCGUCAAGAAGUCGGGUCGCCGGUCUGUUCUCAAAGGUCACGUGCCGGUUUAUGUAGGGGAAGAAAUGGAGCGGUUUUUGGUGAGCGCUGAGUUGCUGAACCAUCGGGUUUUCGUUGGGUUGCUUAACAAGUCGGCUCAGGAGUACGGGUAUGAGCAGAAAGGGGUGCUUCAUAUUCCCUGUCACGUGCUGGUUUUCGAACGGGUCAUGGAAGAGUUGAGACAUGGGGUGGUGUCACGUGACCUCCACGAUCUCCUCCGUUCAUUCUCUGACGACUGUUUUUCCGAUUUCUAG
Messenger RNA from Hibiscus syriacus, 493 nucleotides. RefSeq names its product auxin-responsive protein SAUR72-like. Gene Ontology annotation, biological process: response to auxin. Lineage: Eukaryota; Viridiplantae; Streptophyta; Magnoliopsida; Malvales; Malvaceae. The record is from RefSeq and is a predicted model, not a curated record. The transcript is spliced from 3 exons. Bases 80 to 493 code for a protein of 137 amino acids.